Molecule: messenger RNA, 2437 nt
Organism: Lagopus leucura (white-tailed ptarmigan)
Lineage: Eukaryota; Metazoa; Chordata; Aves; Galliformes; Phasianidae
Exons: 3
Source: RefSeq, a predicted model, not a curated record
GGCACCCUGUGGAAUUUGGGGUGGCCAAAUCCAACGCCCUGAUGGAUGCGGGGCAGCCGAAAUCAUCACCCGACAUCCUGAUGGCCAAAGCCGUGCUGACCCACGGCAUCCUGGGUGGUGAAACUCAACCUUUUAGGCCGUCGUCCAAAGCUGAACUUUGUCAUUUUGGGUGGCCAAACCCAACGCCCAGUGCUGAAUUUUGCCAUUCUGCUUGGCCAAAGCCAUGGUUCAAAGCCGAAUCUCACCGUUUCGGUUGGCCAAACUCAAGGCCCAACGCCAGACGUCGCCAUUUUGGGUGGCCAAACUCAAGGCCCAAUGCUGAACCUCGGCAUUUUGGGGUGGCCAAACCCAAAAGCCAACGUCAACACGGACGCCAUCAUAACCAAACUCAUCGUCCAAAGUCAAACCUCACUGUUCCAGUUGGCCAAACCCGAUGCUGCCCAACGCCGAGCGUCGCCAUUUUGGGUGGCCAAACUCAUUGUCCAAAGUUGAGGUUUGCCGUUCUGAUUGGCCAACCUCAACAUCCAAAGUCAAAUCUCACCGUUCUGAUUGGCCAACCUCAACAUCCAAAGUCAAAUCUCACCGUUCUGAUUGGCCAAACCCAUCAUCCAAAGUCAAAUCUCACCGUUCUGAUUGGCCAAACUCAACAUCCAAAGUCAAAUCUCACCGUUCUGAUUGGCCGAACCCAUUGUCCAAAGUCAAAUCUCACCAUUCCGGUUGGCCAAAACCAGCACCCAACGCCGAGCGUCGCCAUUUUGGGUGGUCAAACCCAUCAUCCAAAGUCAAAUCUCACCGUUCUGGUUGGCCAAACCCAUCGUCCAAAGUCAAAUCUCACCAUUCCGGUUGGCCAAACCCAACGCCCAACGCCGAACGUCGCCAUUUUGGGUGGCCAAACUCUCUGUCCAAACUUGAAGCUUGCCAUUCCGGUUGGCCAAACCCAACGCCGAACGUCGCCAUUUUGGGUGGCCAAACCCAACGCCGAACGCCGCCAUCUUGGGUGGCCAAACCCAACGCCGAAUGUCGCCAUUUUGGGUGGCCAAACCCAACGCCGAACGUCGCCAUUUUGGGUGGCCAAACCCAACGCCGAACGCCGCCAUUUUGGGUGGCCAAACCCAACGCCGAACGUCGCCAUCUUGGGGCGAUGAAACUCAACGCCUGCCAACGACCCGAGGGGAUUUUUUUUACGGUCCAACAACCCCACCUUAAAAGACAGAACCUCAGCAUUGGCAGCAGCGUCCAAAACACGACCGCGGGCGCCCGGGGCUCGGCGUCACCCCCUCAUCCGGCGCCCGGAGCCGCGCUCAGCGCAUCGGCACGUUGAUUUCGGCGCCGCUGGCUUCCUGCACGUUUUCGGCCGUGGUUUUUCCGUGCUGCUCCUUCAGGUGCCUGCGGAUGGCGGGUUUGUGAGCGAAGCGCACGUCGCAGUAGGAGCAGCGGUACGGCCUCUCCCCGCUGUGCAGGUUCAUGUGGUCGUGCAGGGUGGAUUUUUGGGUGAAGCUCUUCCCGCAGACGCCGCAGCCGUGCGAUUUGACGCCGCGGUGGACGUUCAUGUGCCGGUUCAGGUUGCUGCUGUGGUUGAACUGCUUGCCGCAGCGCGGGCACAUGAAGACAAAGUGUUGGGCUCUCAUAUGGAACACCAAUUUCUCCACCCCUUGGAAGCCUUCCCCGCACUUCCCGCAGCGAGCCGGGGCGCAGGACGCCGACGACGCCGGCGCCGGGACGGCAACCGACCACGAGGACGGCCCCGGCGUGGCGCCGCCAUCAUCCCCGCCUCCUCCUCCUCCUCCUCCUCCUCCCGGCCCGGGGAAGAUGAGCACCCCUUCUCCUUCGGCAUCUUCUGCCAGGCUGUACCUGGCUUUCACCACGCCGAGCGGAGGCAACCGCGGCGCUUCCUCCACCGCCACCGCCGUCCCCGCCGUCACCACCGCCAUCGUCGCCUCCCGACGCCGGCGCCGCGCCGAGCCCGGCUCCACUUUCACAAUGCAGACGUCGGGCGCCGCUUCUUCCUCCUCUUCUUCGUCUUCGUCGUCCUCCUCUUGCUUGGGGGCCGGCGGGGGCUCCGGGGGGGGUUGGAUGAAUCGCGCCAGAGCCCCUCGGCAGCGCUCCACCACGUGCUCCAUCUGCAGGUAGCUGGCGGCCGUCAGGUAAUUGACCAGAUCUCGCCCGGCGAACUCCAAGGCUCCGGUGUAACACGAGAGGAGCAGGUCGGCCAAAACGCGGGCGCUGUGAGCCAAGGAGACGCGCAGCUCGGCCGCCGGGUUGAGCAGGAAUUGAUCGCGGAGGAAAGGAGAGCAGGCGGCCAGGAUGACGCGGUGGCCGCGGAAGCGGAGGCUGCGGGCCACGAUGGUGACGUCGCAGAAACGCUCCUCGGCACGCAGGCGGGUCAUGCUGCGAAGGGCUGCAGCCUCGUGGCCUGGCAGCUGGAAACGAAGGACCU